GAUCCGGCGCCGAUGCGGCAAGUCGUAUGCGGAAGAGGGCGCGAGUGCGAAUCGAUUUGUCAGUGCGUGCAGCAUUAUGCAGUGAUGUUUCGCGUGUGAUCUCUCGACAUCCGACCAAACGUAUAUACGAAUAUUGACGAGCUCCGUUUUUCUCAUUGUCGCUUCGAGUAAAGAAUCAUGAGAUACAGAAGCACUAAGGAAAUCGAAUCGCUGGACGAGAUAACCAUCGAAGCGGAGAACGGGAUGCUGUCCAAUGGCAAACCUAAAGAUGAUAACAUGGACGAGCAGCCCACUACUACUGAUAUACUCAACCCUUUUGUGCAUCGUCUCGAGCUUGAGACUACUUACGAAAAAUUUAAGCUGGCCUUCCUAACGGUAGCGCUUUUGCCAAUCAGGUUGUUUGCGAUCACGGUGUUGGUAGUGGUCGCCUGGCUGUUGGCCUCGGUCGGGCUCUACGGCGUCACCGAAGAGGACCUCAGAAGGGAACCCCUCAAGGGAUGGAGGCGCAAAGUGGUUCCAUAUCUGUGUAUGCUGGGCAGACACACAUAUCAAGCAGGUGGUAUGAAGAUCAUCGUUAAAGGCAAGCAAGCAAGUCGGACGGAAGCACCGAUUCUCGUGGUCGCACCACAUUCGACUUUCAUCGACGGCGGCAUCGUCUACGUCACGGGAUUCCCAUCAAUCAUCGUCAGACGAGAAUCUGGACAGAAUCCCUUUUUAGGAAAAUUAAUAAAUUACACGCAGCCGGUGUACGUCUGGCGAGAUGACCCGAACUCAAGGCAGAAUACUGUUAAGGAGAUCAUUGAACGUGCUACUUCCAAACAAGAUUGGCCUCAGGUGAUGAUAUUCCCGGAAGGCACGUGCACCAAUCGCUCGUGUCUGAUAACAUUCAAGGCCGGUGCAUUCUACCCCGGAGUGCCGGUGCAGCCAGUUUGCAUUAGGUAUCCCAACAAGCUCGACACUGUCACUUGGACUUGGGAGGGUCCUGGAGCGCUGAAGUUAUUAUGGCUAACCUUAACGCAACUAAACAGCAGCUGCGAAAUUGAAUUCCUACCGGUUUACAAGCCAAGCGAAGCUGAAAAGUUAGAUCCUAAGCUCUACGCCAACAACGUUCGACGGCUUAUGGCCGAAGCAUUGAAAAUUCCGGUAUCGGAUUAUACAUACGACGACUGUCGAAUAAUCAACAAAGCGCACCAGCUACACAUACCAAAUGCCGCAGCUAUCAUCGAGGCGCACAAGUUGCGUUUGAAACUCGAUUUGGCCAAAAACAAUACCGAAGAAGAACUCGUACGACGAAAGACACACAGAUUUCCCGAGACGGUUGACUAUCAGGAUUUCACACGGUUGUUAGGUCUCGACGAGAACAACGCCACAGCUCAUCUGUUAUUUAAAGUUCUUGAUAAGCAUCAUUGUGGAGCGAUCGACUUUGAACAGUACAUAUUCACGGUGAUGGCGAUGGCACAUGCCAACACGGAACUCGAUCUCGUGGAGAUCGCUUUUGAAGUUUGCAGUUCGAAUUCAAGUAACACACUGAAUGUCCAAGAAUUGAGGAAAGCAUUGCGACUAGCACUAAACAUACAAGGCGACGAGUCUGAUAAGAUCUUCCAUCAUAUGCAAAGGGAGCAUCAAUACACAUUCGUUAACCACGAAAUGGUGCUGAAUGUAUUAAGUACACGAGCAGAGUAUCAGCAUUUAUUCGCGGCGUGCGACGAGGCGAGGCGCAAAAAAAAGAGCAUUUGAGAGCGUCUAUUUCCAAAAUCACAACGUCCUCCGUGCUCAUCGUCUUCGAGUCGGCAUCGAUUAUUCUGCCCGGAUACUUCGCUUGCCAUACCCUCGACCACUUCACCACUUGUACAAGAGGUUCCCAAUUUCACUCAACUCGUUUAGAAUUAUUAAUUAUCUUUACUCUCGUGUAUUGAUUUGUAGUGCGUAAACAUGGAUUCGAGUCAAUUACAGACGAACUUCGCCUGUUUGGAUAUGUAUAAUGUCAAUUUUGCGAACGAGUGACUGUGUAUGAUAGUGAGAAAUUGACGAGUAAAAUCAAACAUUACCGGGGUUGUAUUUUUAUUUAUUUAUUAUUUUCUUUUUCUUUUUUUUUUAUGGAGUAAAAGACAUUCAAAUAAGCGACGAAGCGACGUUCUACUAUAAAAAGAAAAAGAGAAGGAUCAUAUAUAUACUUGCAAUUUUUAAAGGGCGGCCUAAUUAAAGAAAGACCCUUCUCGGGAGCAUUUUUAGGCGUGUUUUCACAACAGUCAUGUAAAUAGAUAAAACACAUAGUGCAUUUUCAUUGAAAUAAAUAGAUAAUAAAUGGAAAGAAGAGAGAAUUAUUAUUGUAUAUAUAGCAGAAAGAUGAUAAUUAUUGUUAUUAACGUAUGUAUUUUUUUAUUUGCAUACAAAGAUGUUGAGUUUUGACGUUUAACUAUAUACAAUAUAUUUCGUUUGUUGCACUUACUAGCUAUCUGGAAAUUAAAUAUUACUAUUUUUUGUCUUUCGGAUGGGAAAAAACAUACAACUAUGUUGGAUAUCUUUAAUCAUUAACUAAUAUCUUAAGUUGUAAAUAUGUUAACUUUUAUCUAAUUUACACUUUACGUCUUGUAUACUUAAGAACCUUGUAUUUUUUCCAUCAAGCAGAAGUUAUAUUUCUGUAGGAACAAUCAUUGUCCCGCAUCAUUAAAAAGUUGCUAAAAACCGGCCAAGACGCGCGUUCGAUAUAAAGCGAAUGUGUUGUGCGAAAAAAACAAAAGGACGUAGGCACCGUAGCUUAUAUAUUAAUAGAGACAUAAUCCUUUUUCUAAAUAGAUUGAACAAGAAACAAUCCUACAGUAUUUAAUACUCGAAAAAUGAUAUAUGAUGAAGUUUUUUGUAAUAAGAAGAGUUCAUCGCGUUGUUCAGUAUUUAUUUUCGUUUUCUUUUGUCUCCUUUUCUUUUCUAAAAAAAUAUUUUCGAGAAAGGCUAUGAGAAAGAAUAAAGGGAUAUUUUUAUUUAUUGCCGGCUAUAUUUGCGUUCGACGCGCCGUGCGUAAG
Phymastichus coffea is the source of this 3020-nucleotide messenger RNA. RefSeq names its product lysophosphatidylcholine acyltransferase (gene LPCAT). Bases 178 to 1737 code for a protein of 519 amino acids. NCBI's taxonomy places the organism in Eukaryota, Metazoa, Arthropoda, Insecta, Hymenoptera, Eulophidae. The transcript has 11 exons. The record is from RefSeq and is a predicted model, not a curated record.